Messenger RNA from Eleginops maclovinus (Patagonian blennie), 6674 nucleotides. Its product is annotated as adenylate cyclase type 6-like. Gene Ontology annotation, cellular component: plasma membrane. The record is from RefSeq and is a predicted model, not a curated record. Lineage: Eukaryota; Metazoa; Chordata; Actinopteri; Perciformes; Eleginopidae. Gene Ontology annotation, biological process: cAMP biosynthetic process; intracellular signal transduction; adenylate cyclase-activating G protein-coupled receptor signaling pathway. Gene Ontology annotation, molecular function: adenylate cyclase activity.
GGAGAGGAAAGGGAGUGGAGCGAGAAGACGACAGGAGGAGAUCCACCACAGGGUGACCAAUUUCACCGGACCAUCCUUGGACAACUAUCCUCUACAAAUGGUCCUCCAGCCGGCUGUCUGCUCCGACCCACACCGAAACAGGUUGUUUGCUGCGGUCCUGCCGGGGAACAGAAACAGAAGAUGAUCACGUCCCAGCAGGAGCCGUGGAGAUAGGCCUAGCUGCAGAGGUUGGACUUCUCAUUCACCUCGGUCUCUGAUCACGGGCCCUGGCACAAACAUCUGGAGGUUCGUGAAGCGCCUGGUUGACCUCAUCCAGUCAAUCCCAUUCUGCGGCCCUGCAGUGUGGCCUCUACAAACCCCUCCUCACUACUUCUAAAUAUUGUCCACGGGGAUAAAUGAGUGAACCGGAAGCAAAGGAAAGGGCUGGGACAUGUACCAGAACCCCAACAGAAUGUCCUGGUUCAGUGGUUUCCUAGUCGCAAGAGUGGACGACCGCAAGACUGCGUGGGGGGAGCGCAAUGGCAAGAAGUCAAAACGGAAGGGAGGCUCAUCUCUCUGCAACCCGCGUUACAUGAGCUGUCUGCGGGACCCAGAUGCUAUGGAGCCCCCCUCUGGAGCCCCCCUCCAUCAGCACCACCGUGGAGGGGUGGCGGGGGCCGUGGGAGGCGGGGGCAACUUCGGCGUCCGUUGUGGAUGGCAGGAGGACCACUACGGCAAAAGGGGAGGGGCUCCCGGGGAAGGGGUGGGGCUGAAAUCGGUCGCCUUGGGCUUUGAGGACGGCGAGCUGAAAGGGAGGAAAGGGGGGUGUAACGGAGGGAGCGGGGACAUGGGGGACGACGGUCCUAACGGCGCAGCAGGAGUGGUGACGGCCGCGGACUGCUGGCUCAGGGUGGUGCAGGUGUUCCAGUCGAAAAAAUUCCAGUCCCGCAAACUGGAGCGCCUCUACCAGCGGUACUUCUUCAGGCUGAACCAGAGCUCCUUGACAAUGCUCAUGGGAGUGCUCGUGAUCGUGUGCGGCAUUAUGCUGACCUUCCACUGUGUCCACGCCGCCCCUCACGUGGCCUACUCCUCAGCACUAUCGGUGGCGAUGGCGCUCUUCAUGGCUCUAAUGGUGGUGUGCAAUCGCAACGGCUUCCACCAGGAUUAUAUGUGGAUGGUCAGUUACCUGGUGAUCGGAGUCUUACUGUCCGUACAGGUUUUCGGGGUCCUCAUGGUGGCCCCUAGGAGCGCCUCUGAAGGGAUCUGGUGGUCCGUGUUCUUCAUCUACAUCAUCUACACUCUGCUGCCUGUGAGGAUGAGAGCAGCGGUGCUGAGUGGAGCAGUGCUGUCCAUCAUUCACGUGGUCACCACCUGGCAGAUCAAUCAGGAAGACCACUUCCUCUGGAAACAGGUGAGCGCUAAUGUCCUGAUCUUCCUGUGCACAAACAUCAUUGGUAUCUGCACCCACUACCCCGCUGAGGUUUCCCAGAGACAAGCCUUCCAGGAGACCAGAGGAUACAUCCAGGCCAGACUGCACCUGCAGAGGGAGAACCAGCAGCAGGAACGUCUGUUGCUUUCAGUGUUGCCAAGGCACGUUGCCAUGGAGAUGAAGGCUGACAUCAAUGCCAAGAAGGAAGACAUGAUGUUUCAUAAAAUCUACAUCCAGAAACACGACAACGUCAGUAUUCUGUUUGCAGACAUCGAGGGUUUCACCAGCCUCGCCUCCCAGUGCACGGCUCAGGAGCUGGUCAUGACACUCAAUGAACUCUUUGCACGUUUUGACAAGCUGGCAUCGGAGAAUCACUGUCUACGUAUUAAAAUUUUGGGAGAUUGUUACUACUGUGUGUCGGGGCUGCCUGAGCCCCGGGCGGAUCACGCCCACUGCUGUGUGGAGAUGGGUGUCGACAUGAUUGAGGCGAUCUCGCUGGUGCGGGAGGUGACGGGAGUAAACGUCAACAUGCGUGUGGGGAUUCACAGUGGGCGUGUGCACUGCGGUGUGCUGGGACUCAGGAAGUGGCAGUUUGACGUGUGGUCGAAUGACGUCACGCUGGCCAAUCACAUGGAGGCGGGAGGCAAAGCAGGGCGUAUCCACAUCACUAAAGCCACGCUGCAGUCUAACGGAGACUAUGAGGUGGAGCCAGGUUUUGGAGGCGAGAGGAACGCGUAUCUGAAGGAGAACAGCAUCGAGACCUUCCUGGUCCUCGGCUGCAGCCAGAAACGGAAGGAGGAGAAGGCGGUGAUGGCGAAGAUGCAGCGGACGAGAGCCAACUCUAACGAGGGUCUGAUGCCCCGCUGGGUCCCCGACAGAACCUUCUCCAGGACCAAAGACUCUAAAGUCUUCAGACAAAUGGGGAUUGACGAGAGCUCCAGUAAAGACAACCGUGGUGUUCAGGAGGCCAUGAACCCGGAGGACGAGGUGGAUGAGUUUCUGGGUCGAGCCAUUGACGCUCGCAGCAUCGAUCAGCUGAGAAAAGAUCACGUUAAGAAGUUCCUGCUCACCUUCCAGACAUCCAGCCUGGAGAAAAAGUAUUCCAAGAAGGUGGACGAUCGUUUUGGAGGUUAUGUUGCGUGUUCUCUACUAGUAUUCUGCUUCAUAUCCUUCAUACAGAUCGUCAUCUUUCCACACACCCCGGUCAUGCUGGGAAUCUACAUCAGUAUCUUCGUCAUACUCGCCAACAUCCUGUUCAUCUGUGCCAUAUAUUCGUGCAUCAAGCUCUUUCCAGCUGCAAUGCAGACCGUUUCCAAGAAGAUUGUUCAGUCUCGCACCAACAGCACCCUGGUUGGAGUAUUCACCAUUAUCCUUGUGUUCAUCUCUGCCUUUGUUAAUAUGUUUGCCUGUGACACCAGGAGCUUGGCACAAUGCGUCGCCGAGAAGCUGAACACCUCAGCGGCGCUGGUGACGCCCUGUUUGAUCCGCAGCUUGAAUGUGUCCAUUGAAGGGGGUCUGGAGAUCUGUCCGAGCGAAGGCCCCUCCUGCCCCUUUCCUGAGUAUUUCAGCUACAGUGUGCUGCUGACGCUGCUGGCCUGCUCGGUGUUCCUGCAGAUCAGCAGCAUAGGGAAGCUCGCCCUCAUGCUGCUCAUCCAGCUCACCUUCCUGCUGCUGGUGGAGUGGCCACAAGUAGCACUGUUCGACAACGCAGACCUCUUCGUCACCUCCAAUGCCAUUGAUUUAAAUGAAACUAGUGCUCAAUGGUCCAGUUUCAAUGAAACUACAAACCAGUGCCCAUUUGUUGUGACCAAAGUUUCCCUGAGAGUCAUGACUCCAGUGAUCCUCACAGUCUUUGUCCUGGCGCUGUACCUGCACGCCCAGCAGGUCGAAUCCACCGCACGCCUCGACUUCCUGUGGAAACUACAGGCCACAGAGGAGAAGGAGGAGAUGGAGGAACUGCAAGCUUACAAUCGUCGCCUCCUCCAUAAUAUUCUGCCCAAGGACGUAGCCGCUCACUUUUUGGCGCGCGAGCGGCGUAACGACGAGCUCUACUACCAGUCCUGUGAGUGUGUGGCCGUCAUGUUCGCCUCCAUCAGCAAUUUCUCUGAGUUCUACGUGGAGCUGGAGGCCAACAACGAGGGGGUGGAGUGUCUCCGGCUGCUCAACGAGAUCAUCGCUGACUUUGAUGAGAUCAUCAGUGAAGACAAGUACAGGCAGCUAGAGAAAAUCAAGACCAUCGGCUCCACCUACAUGGCGGCCUCCGGUCUCAACGACUCCACCUAUGACAAGGAGGGCCGAUCACACAUCAUUGCACUGGCCGACUACGCCAUGAGACUGAGGGAGCAGAUGAAGUACAUCAACGAGCAUUCCUUCAACAACUUCCAGAUGAAGAUAGGUCUGAACAUCGGGCCGGUGGUGGCGGGGGUUAUUGGAGCGCGGAAACCUCAAUAUGAUAUCUGGGGAAACACAGUCAAUGUGGCCAGUCGUAUGGACAGCACAGGUGUACCUGACUGCAUACAGGUGACUACAGACCUCUACCAGGUGCUUGCAAACAAAGGGUACGUGCUGGAGUAUCGCGGGGUGGUAAAGGUCAAAGGUAAAGGCGAAAUGACGACCUACUUCCUGAACGAAGGGCCGCCCAACAGUUAGCAGCCGUGGCAGCAGCAGGUGUCGGGAUGAUCCCCACUGCAAGGACACAGCACCACUGAGCGAGGACUCUAAAAAACUAGAGACGCCAUCACUUGAAUCGCAAGUAAAGAGGAAAACAAACUCUAAAGACAUCAAAUGGAAAGGGUUCUUGAUGAGAGGAAAAUGUUCUCGUUUAGCAGCCAUUUUGGCUCGAGAAAUGAUGAAGGACGCGUGUUUUUCUCAUGUCUAGCCUCUCUCUCAGGCUUCUUGAAAGAUGCAAAGUCUGUUUAUUUGAAACAACGCCUUUUAGCCUGUGUCAAAAGAAUAUUACCGCUGUACAUAAGGCUACUUUUUAUUUUACUUUGAGUUUUGUUUUUCAGAUUUGUUUUUAUUUCACAUGACCUUUGAAGAACAGGUACUCAUUUUCUGUUUCUGGAUUAAUUAUUUAUUUUAAUCUUGAUGUUCUGUGCAAAAGGUCCUUUAUGAAAAAGUGUGAAUACAUACGUGCACAAAUAUCCAGUUUAUUACACGUUUAUAAGUGUGUAUGUACAUGCAUAUUUGUGUGUGUAUGAAUAUGUGUAUAAACCGAGGAGAAAUAUAUUGACCAAAGACUAAAGUAUUUACUAAAAGCAAGGCAACACAUGUUUGAUAUGUUCUCGCAAAAGUCAGCAAUGAUCACCGCCUCUGUUUUUUGGGCAGGAGGCCUGAACCCUGUCUUUUUGGCAGCGACGGCUGCUACAUUGUUUUCAUAAAGUAUAUCAAAUUUAUUUAUUUUGUCAUUCAGGCAGCAGAUCAAUUUAACUCUAAAUUAUAAUGUUGCCCUCACAACCUCUCAACAAAAUGACUAAAGACGACUAAGGAUGUGAGUAGAAGGUGAUAUCUGAAAUCUAUAUUUUUAUCUCUGAGGAGUAAAAGUAGGAUCCUCUUCAUCCUCAUUUCAUGUCGGAUUGGUUUCUUAGAGCUUGAGCAGCCAGUGUGCCGCUGGUUUCAGCCGUUACAGUAUAUAUCGUCAUCGACUGCUCCUUCCCUUUCAGAGAAGUAUUUUUUUGGUGCAAAUGGAAAUGAAGGAAUUUAGAUCCAGAGCCAUCAGAGGGGGAAGCCUCAGGUUUCAAUGCAGUGGUACCACACAGACUGAUUCUUCCAUGAAGAAGAAAUAAAUGAAGGAAAGAAAUAUAUAUUGAUUUUGACUGAAUACUGUGCUUUGUAAUCCUGAAGGGGCAUAACUAUUUUCACUGUGAGGUUUUUAUGAUACGACAAAAACUGCUUUCUUGCCAAACAUAACCGCUUUGAAGCAUGUCUGAUUGUGGUAUCUUGUUUUCAUUUUGGUUUGUUUUAAAUGUAGGGUAUUUUGUAUCACUUCUGUAUCCAUCAUUUGUAUAUUCUUCUUAUUAUUCUUCUUCUUAUGAUGAUUAUGAUUAUGAUUAGUAUGCUUAUAAUGAUGAUUCCAUUCCAAUGAAAAGGAUCAAAGACCAGCACGCUUUCUUGUAAAAUGCCAGUUGUUAAAGCUCAAGCUCACUGGUACCAACUGAUCAACUGCAGCCAAUGAAUUCUGCUUUUCAACCCUAAAUGUACAAUACAGUAUUUCAUGUAUAGUAAGUAAUAACCAUUAGCUGCCUUUGCAGCAGAACCCGAGGGGUGUAUGCUCACAUAAGCAUAGCAGUAAACACACAUAUACAGAUGAUUCACUGUGCUUUUUUAAUUUAUUUAUGCCACUACUGCAGUAUUGUAAAUCUCAGUCAGGCUUUAGGUGACCUCUCCCUCCCACACAUUCACUUCUCAGUAACAUAUGAUAUCCCUGGUGUUAGACUGUGUGAAGAGGACAGCAGCAUUAAUAAACCUAAACAUAUAUUUCUGUAUCCUGCCCACAAUCUGUAGAAGUACUAAUAGCUGAGUUUGAUUGCCUUAAGUUAAUGUAAAACAAAUCAUAGAAUAACUCUGAAAGGGAACAGUGCCUGCCUGGACUGCUGAUGAUUGGACGGAGAGAUGGAUAAAGGGCUUGUUGAGAAUAAUUUCCGGUAAACUUUCUCAUCAAUAAAAACGAUCUUGGUUUCUCCAACUUCAGCUUUUUGUAAUUGGGAGAAUCGGACCUGAUUUAGCUCUUCCGCCACACUCAACACUGGCAACCAACAGUUGAUCAUGUUUGUACCAAAGCCAGCUCACGCAGCCUUGUGCUAUCAGUCCCCUCCUGUGCAAUGAUAUUUGGCCUCGGUGCCGUGGUGGGAGCACCAGAGGACGAAAUGUAAUGGCGAUCACCAACGAUCAAGUGAACUGUGACCAAUGAAGAGUGAUUCAUACAAGCAGAGAUUAUAGAACGGACAUGAGUUUUCAAAAUGUGCAUUGUAUGUAUUCUAUUUCUAUUGGCUGUCCAUAGACUUGUGUUGAUUGUUAACUCUUGGGAUGUUUUUGGGGGGGGACAGGGGAGGAAGGUUGUCCCCCAUACUACUGAAACAGUGUUUUUGCUCAGGCCUGAUGAAUCCUUCCGUAUGUUUUUGUUUUUAUUUGUAUUUUCCCUGAGUUGGAGGAGUUGAAAGGGGAGUGUUUUUGCAAAACUGAAGGACAAGAGGAGUUGAGGACUAUGACAAAGAGAAAAAUUAACAUUUCCCCUUGAAGAAAAAACAAUUAAAAAAAAUCAAUGGCU